AUUACUUCUGGGUGAUUUUUCCCUCGCAACUAUGAAUGUGAAUCUGCUGAAACACUAUCUACAAUGGCAACAUUCGAGAAUACUCAUAGUUUUUCAUUGUCUCGAGCAAAAUGAAGAUGUUGUUCCCUUAUCUAAGCAAAUCACUACUUCAUUCAACGGUCAAACACACUAUGUGUCUAUUUCGAGCUUUAUACACAACACAUGGGAUCACCACCAUAUCAUGCGAUAUCGAUAUCACACGUUGGCGCUAACGAUCGACAUGGAUUGUGCCAAGACGGAGAAGGUUUUUGAGUGCGCUUCAAACGGUGCAUAUUUCAACGCCUCAUACCAUUGGCUUCUAUUUGGGAAUGACUCGCUGAGUUCUGCUACCUGUUUACUGGAUGAGCAAAAUUUAAAUGUGGAUGCUAAAGUGACUUUGGCUGUUCCCAGAGAGAACAUGACGGACUCCGUGUAUGACAUUUAUGACGUUUAUAGUACGAUGAGAAAACGUGGUGCGCCACUGAAUGUUACGCUACUGGGAAACUGGAGUGACUCUGUCGGGUUCGACUUCAUCGUUUCUCAAUCCGAGUACGAACGACGGCUCGACUUUGGUGGGAUAUGGCUGACAGCGGCGGUUACGCCAUUGAAUCAAGUCCACAACACGACUUUGUUGGGACAUCUCACCAGUAAUGACCCUGUGCAUACGUAUGCGCUCCAUAGGUUCGGCUAUCGAAUGUGGGAGAUUGUGAAGAUGAAACACAAUUUCACAUUUAAAAUGGUGCGGUGUUCAACUUGGGGAUUAUCCAAAACUGACGGAAAAUCUAACAUUGGAAUAAUAGGUCAGUUAGCAACAAAACAAGUCGAUUUAGCGAUCAACACAUUAACCUAUACUAAAGAAAGAGUACCAAUCCUCGAUUAUACUGUAACAGUUGGUAUUGCCAGGAUGCUCUUUGUUUUUCGACAUCCACGGAAGUCCCACGCUAGAAACAUCCUCCUACAACCAUUUCGUAAAGAGCUGUGGUUGGGUAUGUUUGCGAUCGGUUUGUUUGCUGCCGGAAUUUUAUUUGUCAACUUUUGGGCGGAAAGCUGCAAGAAUUCUCUAGACGAGGAAGUUCGUGAUAAUCGCAAACAAACAAUGCUUAUCAUUAUCGGAAUCCUUUGUCAGCAGGGGUUUGCCAGUAAAACGAUAUUCAGUUCUACGAGGAUAACACUCUUCAGUAUGCUGCUAUUUUCGAUUUUGGUGUACCAAUUCUAUUCUACGUACAUUGUUGGAUAUCUUCUAAUAAUUCCCCCCAAAACUAUGACCACAUUGAAGCACUUACUGGACAGCAACCUUAAAGUGAUCAUUGAGGACCUGGAAUACAACAAAGAUUACCUCAACAAAACCAUGGAUCCAGUCGCUAUUGAAUUAUACAACCGGAAAAUUCUUAACAAUGAAAAUGUCUACGUAAAUGUAAAGGAAGGGAUCGGGCUUGUGCAAAGAGGGGGAUAUGCCUUCCAGUGUGACACCGCUUACGCCUACCCUCUAACCAAGAGUACAUUCACCGAUGAUCAGAUUUGUGAUCUACAGGAGGUUUUUCUGAAUCCGCUUAGACCGAUGUUCCUACCUCUGCCUAAAGGAAGUCCCUUCAAGGAAAUGUUUCGAGUAACCCUACGCAGGAGCGUGGAAACCUCGAUUGCACACUACUGGCAGAAGCACUUCUUCAGCGAUAAGCCUAAAUGCGCCCGCAAUGAUCUGGAAACAACAGUUGUGGAUUUGGACCAUGUUUCGACGUUGUUUUUUGGAUUUUUAUACAGCAUUGUUGGCAGUAUCUGCAUUCUAGGGGUUGAACUGAUGCAUCGCAGAAUGUUAGUCCGUCGCCAGUGCCAGCCAGCAAAAUUUCCAAUAACUACUGAAUAGUCUUUAUGUUUUCCAUGACGUUUGAUUUUCCGAAAUUG
Molecule: messenger RNA, 1917 nt
Organism: Toxorhynchites rutilus septentrionalis
Lineage: Eukaryota; Metazoa; Arthropoda; Insecta; Diptera; Culicidae
Product: ionotropic receptor 75a-like
Exons: 7
Coding region: 32-1879 (615 amino acids)
Source: RefSeq, a predicted model, not a curated record